AUGCCUCUUCCAAAUGCCCAGCCGGUCAAGCUUGCCCCUAACCUGACCAUUCAUGCACCACUUUCCCGACAUGGAGCAGGCCCGGGAAUGUUGAUUAUUCGAUCCCCGGUGAGCCCUGAUCAGCGGAAUGGGGAAAGGAAUUUAGACCCAGAGCCGCUCCAAAAGUGGGCCGAAGAAGGGUUUGUCACAGUCGAGAUUGAAGUAUCAGAGAGCUUUCAAUCAAUUGAAGAUGGCUUGCAUCAGGCAUUGGGCGCAUUGAGCAUUCAUGACAAGUGCAUCAAGAAAGCCUGCUACGGUCUCAUAGUCUAUUCGCCAUCUUCAGUCCCGGACUUGACACCCAUUAUCAAUAAAAUGGACGAAAUAAAAGCAGUCGUCUCAUACGGAGCUCUACUGGAACGGACUGAGAAGCCACAGCUCUCCCAUCUAGCAGAACGUGGAAUCAAAUCAACCUCUGAAAAUGAAACCAUCUACCGAUACCCAGAGGUCACGUCUACAUCGUUCGUCCUCCCUACGCACAAAGACUUCUCGCCAUCUUCGGCAACAGUUGCACACACUAGAUGCCUCGAGUUCUUGAAAAAGAAGUUGGAUGGGCCUUGGUUCGAUCUUGAAGAGAUCUGGGAGGAACACACCAGACUUGAAUUCGAGGCUCGUUCUGUCGAGGAUACAAUGAACACCAUGGUUCAAGAACCAUACGUCAAUCAUAUUCCAACACUCACAGGAGGCAUCGGUCGCAAAGAACUGUCUCAUUUCUACGCCAACCACUUCAUCUUCAACAACCCCGUUGACACCGCUUUGGAGCUUGUUAGUCGGACUCUAGGGAUUGAUCGAGUGGUUGAUGAGUUUAUCAUGAGCUUUACGCACGACAGAAUGAUCGACUGGCUCAUCCCUGGAAUCCCGCCAACUGGGAAGAAAUUACGAAUUCCGUUCGUGGCAGUGGUGAAUAUCCGCGGUGACCGACUUUACCAUGAGCAUAUUUCCUGGGACCAAUUGACUGUUCUCUUUCAGCUCGGUCUGAUGCCCGAAUAUCUCCCAAUCCCAUACAGUCUGCCAAAUGGACCGACGCCGCGGUCUGGAGGAACACUGGAAUGCCGUGUCCCUGGUGCCGGAAAGGAGACAGCCGAUAAGAUGCUCGACGAGAAUAGUGUUCCUUCGAACGAGAUGUUCGAAUUCACUGUGCGGUAA
Messenger RNA from Penicillium arizonense, 1182 nucleotides. RefSeq lists its product as uncharacterized. NCBI's taxonomy places the organism in Eukaryota, Fungi, Ascomycota, Eurotiomycetes, Eurotiales, Aspergillaceae. The record is from RefSeq and is a predicted model, not a curated record. The transcript is spliced from 3 exons. Gene Ontology annotation, biological process: polyketide metabolic process. Bases 1 to 1182 code for a protein of 393 amino acids.